AUGGUUUUCAACUCUUCUGGUAAUGUCAAUAAAAUUAAGGUUGGUCUGUUAAACAUUAGAUCUUUGGGUCCAAAUGUUGAUGAUGUACAUGGGCUGCUCAAUGAUAGCUUGGAUGUUUUGAUGCUUACAGAAACUUGGCAUAAAUCAUCUGAUAAUAUUUGUCUUAGCUUGGCAAAACCACGUGAUUUUAGUUUUUUGGAACAAGUUAGGCUAAAUGAUCCUGGGCAUGGUGGUUUGGUAACUAUUGUAGUUGCAAGUGACUUCCACAUACACGUAGAAACUUCGUCAGAUAUAUAUGCAACAGUUCUUGCUGAUAUUUUCUCUAGUUUUGAUCUUGUCAAUAGAAUUAAUCAGUCUACCCAUGUGCUUGGUGGUACCCUGGAUUUGAUUGUCACAUCGGAUGGAAAAGAGACUAGUGUUGAAAAGGAAGUUGGUUCAAUGCAUAGCGCCGAUGAUUUUAAAAAAUUUUUUGCUGACAAGUUGAAAGUGACCGAAAAGUCAACUGAAUUCGGCUAUGCUACAAAAGUAAAUGUAGCCUUGGGAAAAAACACUUCCUCUUCCAGCACUUAUGACGGACAGUCGUGUUGGUUCUAUUCAUCAAAAGCUGUGGACGGUGACUAUGGGAAUGAAGUUCUAUCCUGCAAGUGUUUCCACUCUGCAGACCUCGCUAAACAACCAAACUGGAUGUGUGUCGACAUGGCCAGCACGUACACUGUGGAUUAUGCAAGACUGUUGAGUCGAAAUGCCGAACCUCAAAGAAUGGAUUACUUCAUUGUUGGGGUGGCGAGUGACAAUCCAUCUUCCAAGCCACCAGUCAGAGGCGCAUAUUUGUUUUGCGGACAGUACCCGGGUAGAGCGCAAGUCUCCAUGUGGCACAUUCUGAAAUGCAAUCCCUUUUUACCCAAACAACAGUACUUGAUCGUUCAACAACCUGUCAGUGGGCCUGGAUAUUUGACCGUUUGUGAGUUGGAAGUUUAUCCUGCUGAUGUUGUUUCAGGCUCAGAUGUGUCGCAGACAAUUUGGACGAAGCAGUACAUGGAUGAGCCGACGAAGACAUACAACGUCAUGUUGCUCGGCAACGUGUCGCACGAGACGAGGAGACGCAGCUUAUUGGACUGUGUGGUUCUGUGCAGUGUUGAAGCGUCGAGGCAAUGUGACUCGUUGAACUACUGCAAGUCAUCGGGUCUCUGCCAGUUGAACUCUCACAAGUAUGGCUACCAAAGAAGCUCCAUUCAAAUUGUCAACGAUGAUACAUGUCGCUGGUUGUUACCAAGUUACCCGUAA
This is a messenger RNA of Helobdella robusta, 1284 nucleotides long. RefSeq lists its product as hypothetical. The record is from RefSeq and is a predicted model, not a curated record. NCBI's taxonomy places the organism in Eukaryota, Metazoa, Annelida, Clitellata, Rhynchobdellida, Glossiphoniidae. The transcript has 6 exons. Bases 1 to 1284 code for a protein of 427 amino acids.